AUGCCCAGCGAAAGGUCCCAGCUUUUGGGUAGAAGUGGCAAGAAGAAGUGGGCUCAAAAAAUUAAGCCUUUGCGCGUUUCAUUGGCUGCGCUUUUGCUACUUUUAGUAGUGGGCUCGGUGAGCAUCAAUUACUUUCAAGGUGGUAUCAGAAGAGAAUCCAAGAAGAAAAAUGUGAUUUUUUUUGUUACAGAUGGUAUGGGACCAGCUUCGUUGUCGCUCACGAGAUCUUUCCGGCAGUUUAGAGACAGCCUGGACAUUGACGACAUUUUGAACCUCGACAAACGGCUAAUUGGGUCUUCAAGGACCAGAUCUUCUAACUCGCUGAUCACGGAUUCAGCUGCCGGUGCAACUGCGUUUUCUUGUGCUCUGAAAAGUUAUAAUGGAGCCAUUGGCGUCAAUCCCACGAAAGACCCCUGUGGGACCUUGUUAGAAGCUGCGAAAUUGAAUGGUUUGCUCACGGGUCUUGUUGUCACCACGCGUAUUACCGAUGCUACUCCUGCGGCGUUCAGUUCCCAUGUGGAUUACAGAUUUCAGGAAGACUUGAUUGCCGAGCAGCAGUUGGGUGGUUAUCCCUUGGGUCGUAUGGUAGACCUCAUGAUUGGAGGAGGAAGAACGCAUUUUUACACGGCUGCAGACUCUGAAUACGGGAGUGCUGGAUCGAGAGCGGAUGGCCGCAAUUUGAUAAAAGAAGCGAAAAAGAAUGGAUGGAGCUACGUAGGGAAUAUUCACGAGUUCCAUAAACUGCAGCAAGGUGCUAACGUGAGCCUGCCUUUGCUCGCUUUGCUUGCGGACUAUGACAUUCCCUUCGAUAUUGAUAGAGACGAAGCUAUUUAUCCCUCUCUUGAAGAAGAGGCUAUGACAGCAGUUAAUGCAUUGAGUAAGGCCACUGAGAAUUCUGACAAGGGGUUUUUUCUGAUGAUUGAGGGGUCUCGCAUUGACCACGCUGGUCACCAGAAUGAUGCUGCUGCUCAGGUACGCGAAGUUUUAGCCUUCGACAAGGCGUUUGAGGCUGUCCGGAAGUUCGCUGAACAGUCCGAUGACGAAACCAUUCUGAUUGUCACAUCAGAUCACGAGACCGGUGGUUUAGUUACCGCCAAACAGCUCGGAAAGGAUUAUCCUGAGUAUGUUUGGUACCCACAAGCCCUUUUGAACGCCAGUCACUCAGGUGAGUAUCUAAGCAAAAAGGUUCUCUCUUAUACGGGCGAAAACAAGGAGGAAUUCAUCGAAACUUCUAUUUUCGAGAGGGAUCUUGGCAUCGUGGACUACAAGCGUGAUGAUGUGAAGGUGCUCGCUGAGCUUACAUCUUUGGGCGACAUUGCUGAUAAACUAAAUCUGAUGGUAUCGGAUAGAGCUAGAGUUGGUUGGACGACUCACGGGCACAGCGCCGUGGACGUCAAUAUAUAUGCUUACGCUAACAGGCAAAGUGUGUGGCAUCAAGUACUUGACAACCUUCAAGGAAAUCACGAAAAUAUUGAAAUUGGCCAAUUCAUGGCAGAUUACUUGGACUUCAAUCUCACGAAAGUUACAGAGCUUGUUAAGAAAACAAAGCACUCUCCGGCUGAUCAUAAGAUCGAGUUGCUGGACAACAUCGCUCAUCAUUCCGGUCUCCUAAAUGAUUUGUGA
Molecule: messenger RNA, 1623 nt
Organism: Lachancea mirantina
Lineage: Eukaryota; Fungi; Ascomycota; Saccharomycetes; Saccharomycetales; Saccharomycetaceae
Source: the annotation of a GenBank genome assembly